AUGAAAAGGUCAGAUGCUCAUUACACUAGGAAAGCUUUAAAAUCAGCAUGUGACAUAAAACAUAAACUACAAAUUUCAAAUGAUGUUUCAUCGAUCACUGAUAUAACUAUUGAUUUCUUGGAGGAAAUCUGCCGAAAAUUAAAUUCAUUUUCCGUUUCCACCGAUAAACCAUUAUCUGAACGCUUCGAAGCAAUUAUUCGUUGGUUGUCUGCUUGUCUCAAUUUUCCCCUUGAUCAUAUUUCCUUGCAUUCCCUUCUUAAUCAUGAUCCGCUUAAUGUUCACAAUUUGCUUGAACUACUAAAUCUGUGUAUUGAUGUAAAUGAAGACUCUUUGGAAUGUAAACCGCUUGAGCUUAUUUCCGAUCGAUCUGAAGCAGGGAGCUCAAAUAGUUCAAUUUCGAAGGAAAAUAUUACCGCGAAUUUGGAGGAAAGUCGGUUGAAAUAUCUUCAAUGCAAGUUGGCAGAAAUUUUACCAGAAGAAUUUCCUGUUGAAAAUCUUCCAAAACCGAUUGAGUUGUUUUUAACGUCGCCAGAAACAGAAUCAAUUCCCCAUGUUAAAUUUGCUGACGAAAAUGAUAUUAUUCCACCUUCUGUAUCAGUCACACCCCGCCGACCUACUAACUCACUUCUCAUACCUAUUUCCAGACCUCUCUCUCGAGGCACAAGUGAAAAUUCCACUCGCUAUGUUAAGUUUUCAGGUGAUAGUAACCGUCAAAAGCGACGUUCCAAUUGUACCCCAUAUGCUAAAUCAGGAAAUUCAGAAGCCGACAUUAUUUUUAAUGAACUUUUGAAGCAGUUGAAUGUGCUGAAUUUAUCUCAAGACACUCAUAAUUACAUUAAAGUCCGAUUACGUAUGGAGUCGUAUAUGAAAGGAGGGAACCCCUCGAAAAUAACUCUGAACUCCGCUGAUAUUAGAUUAAUUGAAGUUACUGAACGCCAACAAAAACUUGUUGAAUUAGCUGAGAGGUCUCAGGAAGAGCUGUCUCGACUACAGGCUUUGCGAAAUUCCAAGGCUAUUGAAAAUCUCGUUCUUGCCGAACUACGUCAGAAGAGGCGGCAAGUGGUUUCCAAUAGAUACCUGAAUAUUCGUCAUGCAGAACACCUAAGGGCAUAUGAAAACGCGAAAAAAAUAGAGGAGGAGCGGAUUAUUCGAAAAGCUUUCGACGCUGCAUUGGAGAAAGCUCGAAAAAAUAGAAUUGAGGAGAAGAAUUUGAUGCGAGAAGUUUUCCAAAAGAAGGUCGAACUUCAGCACACUCUGAUCACUAAUUUCGAAAAUCGGUAUGAGCAACGUGUUCAGCUUCUCAAAGAUGAGAAGGCUAAAAGGCAAGAGGAGGCUGAAUUGUUCGCAAAAUCUAAUAGAAUGGAAAACUUGGAGGAGAAAAUGGCGCUUCGGAAACAACUUACUCAACAGAUAAAGGAGUUGGAAGAUGCUCUCCUUAAUCAGAUAAAAUCUUAA
This is a messenger RNA of Rodentolepis nana, 1455 nucleotides long. The record is from the annotation of a GenBank genome assembly. NCBI's taxonomy places the organism in Eukaryota, Metazoa, Platyhelminthes, Cestoda, Cyclophyllidea, Hymenolepididae.